Molecule: messenger RNA, 1530 nt
Organism: Cyphellophora attinorum
Lineage: Eukaryota; Fungi; Ascomycota; Eurotiomycetes; Chaetothyriales; Cyphellophoraceae
Exons: 1
Coding region: 1-1530 (509 amino acids)
Source: RefSeq, a predicted model, not a curated record
AUGCCUCGUACCGGUCCAUCCAAGUCCAAUGGCCUGACUAUCUCCCUUGAUGACUUCCAGCCUACAUAUCAACCAGGUGACGUCUUAAUUGGCCGCGUGACACUGUCAAACGCUCCUCUGCAAUCGAGCUCCGUCCGACUCAAGUUCUUCGGUCGUGCCAAGACCAAGUACACCGUCAAAACCUCCAAUGGCACCUCUAUUGAACGAGGUCGAGCAGGCUUCUUCGAAGUUGCUCAACAUCUCACAACUGAGACAGUCGCCGCAGAUGGCUCCCGCUCCUUUCCAUUCUCUGUCACCGUCCCCACCUCAUCCCAGCCAAACAUGUCAUCACGCGGCGACGAAUUUAAGCAUCACUCGGACUACCUCUCCACGCUCGACGUUGCCAAGAAAACCGUUGACGUUACGAAGCAUCCCUUGCCAUCGGUGAUGUACUAUCACGCCAAAUCAGAGAUGUCAGGCAAGACCUCCGAAGCAUACGUCGAAUAUGGCUUGCAUGCAAGUGUCGCUGGGAAGGAGGCGACUUUGCCAAUCUUCAUCCGUCAAAAGUCUUCAGCGGUCCCCAUAUUGGACCAUCACAUGAUGUAUAGGUCGAUCUUGCAGACUUUACAGACUCCUCGAUUGUUGGCUGAGCAUGCGGACAAGGAGCUCACCUUUCGACAGAAGUCGUCCCGCUUUUUCAAGCGCUCGAAGACUCCAAAAUACGUCUUUCAGGUCCGAAUCGAGACACCGAGUACCGUUCAACUAGAGCAUCCGAAUGCUGUACCCAUCAAGAUUGGUAUUGUGCCAGAUCUGCACUCCACACGCACCACUAUUUCCCUCGAUGCCCUCCCACCCGUGUACCUGAGCCAAUUCAAACUUCAACUCGAGCUCUGCGUAGACAUUCGAUGUCCUGGGACGUUCUGGGAUAGCGAAAACGACAAACACCACGACAUCGACAUUCCCAUUCUGUUUCCACAACGGAUGCUGAUCCCCACACUUGCACCAGAAGGAGAUGGAAAGCCGUUGACUUCGAGCUGGGGACUACAAGCUGUACCCACAACAACAACAGCCAACGGUCUCAGUCCUCAAGUGACGACGAACGGACCAGCAGAUGCCCGCACCACAAGAUCUGCAUCUUUCGCAUCCCAAGCAACCACGCUGCCGCCCCUACCCUCCCUUGCCACAUCGUCCAACACGCCCCUCGACAUCGGCAACACACUCUCAAUCUUCAUCGGUACCUCAGCAUGCACAACUCGUCAUUCGAAGCCACACCCGUUCAAGCGCCAACUCUACCCAUCAUUCAAGACUUACAACAUCCACCUCUACUACAAACUCAAGUGGAAGGCCACAAUCAGCUGCGCAGGCGAAGUCGAGGAGCUCAGCGGGACGAGUCCUUUGACAAUAUUAGCGCCGAGUGAGCAACAGGAAGAACAGAAGAUGAGAGAACUGGGCAUUGAAGGGAUGAAAAAGAACUACGAUGAUCUCAUGGCCGGUCUCGAGAGCGGGUUCUCAAUACUGGAGGGCAUAUUGCAGGUAGUGGGUAGUGUAUAG